Messenger RNA from Megalobrama amblycephala (Wuchang bream), 914 nucleotides. RefSeq names its product nuclear factor 7, ovary-like. Gene Ontology annotation, molecular function: protein binding. The coding region runs from base 155 to 874 and encodes 239 amino acids. The record is from RefSeq and is a predicted model, not a curated record. NCBI's taxonomy places the organism in Eukaryota, Metazoa, Chordata, Actinopteri, Cypriniformes, Xenocyprididae. The transcript is spliced from 4 exons.
GAUGAUUGAAGUGAAUGUGAUCUGAUUUCAGUCUCAAGCUGAGCACACAGAGCGUCAGAUUAAACAGCAGUUUGAGAAGCUUCAUCAGUUUCUCAGAGAUGAAGAAGAAGCUACAAUCACUGCACUGAGGGAGGAAGAGGAGCAGAAGAAGCAGAUGAUGAAGGAGAAGCUGGAGGAGAUGAACAGACACAUCUCAGCUCUUUCACACACAAUCAAAGACAUGGAGGAGAUGAUGAAAGCCAAUGACGUCUGCUUUCUGAAGGAGUUUCCAGUCUCGAUGGAAAGAGUCCAGAGCUCACAGCCGGAUCCACAGAUGGCUUCUGGAGCUUUGAUUCAUGUGUCACGUUACUUGGGCAACCUGCCGUUCAGAGUCUGGAAGAAGAUGCAGGACAUCAUCCAAAACACUCCUGUCAUUCUGGAUCCAAACACGGCGAAUCCAUAUCUCGUCCUGUCUGAUGAUCUGACCAGUGUGAGAAACAACGGGGAUAGACAAACUUUUCCUGAUAAUCCAGAGAGAUUCGACGAGUGUCUCUCUGUUCUGGGUUCAGAGGGGUUUAACUCAGGAACACACUGCUGGGAUGUGGAGAUUAAAGAGAGUUUAUUCUGGAUUCUUGGAGUAAUUACACCAUCAAAAAAGAGGAAGGGGCGUAUUUCCAUUGACGGUAAUAUCUGGAGUGUGUCGUGCAAUCAGAUUGGUCAGGAUGUUGAUCGUGUGAGAGUGAAUCUGGACUAUGACGGAGGAAUGGUGUCAUUCUCUGAUCCUGUAACUGACACACAUAUACGCACAUUCACAACCACCUUCACUCACACACUCUUUCCCUUCUUCUGGUGUCCUGACGUGUGUCUGAGGAUCUUACCGUUUGAUAGUCAGUAAAUGUUACUGGGAGCCAUGAAUGUGUUUUGUAUGCUGGCAU